Molecule: messenger RNA, 905 nt
Organism: Ceraceosorus bombacis
Lineage: Eukaryota; Fungi; Basidiomycota; Exobasidiomycetes; Ceraceosorales; Ceraceosoraceae
Source: the annotation of a GenBank genome assembly
AUGGCGACCGACGCUAACUGGUACGUUUAUGCUCCAUACUUGGCCGGACGAGGCUCAUUGAGCAGCGCAUGACGCUCGCGUUCCGUGUGGGGCUUCAUCAAUGCUGAGCGCGGCGCUCUGCUGCUCCUCUUCCGAAUCCCUGCGCACCCAACAGCAUCUUUUGCAAGAUUAUUGCUGGGCAGAUCCCGAGCAUGAAGCUGUACGAGGAUGAUCAGACACUGGCUUUCCUGGGUAUGUGCAAGGACGCUGCGACUCACUCUUACCUAUCUGCUUUCUCGCCGCUAAUCAUCACCUCUCUUUCCAUCCAUCCACGUCUCAAGACAUUGGUCCAAUCUCUCGAGGUCACACGUUGGUCAUUCCAAAGUACCACGGCGCCAAACUUCAUGAUCUUCCAGACGAGACGCUGGGAAAGAUUUUACCUGUCGCGAAGAGAUUGGCCAUCGCUAGCGGAGCAGAGGACUACAAUAUUUUGCAAAACAAUGGAAGAGCUGCUCAUCAGCUCGUGGAUCACGUUCAUUGUGAGCAGCGAGGCGGCUGUACGCACUGUUCCCUGAAGCAUGAGUCUGGUGUGAAGCGUUUCGACCAGUCGGCCAAGCUGGUGAAGCCCUCCGUGCGGCCAGGAGGGGCUCGUCUAUAUCGUUUGGGUCUUCGCCACUGAUUGCGUGCUGAUUCCUGCUGCAAAUGUGGUUCCCGCCUCCUUGCAGUCCACGUCAUUCCCAAACCUUCCAAAGAGCAGGGUCUAAUCAUCGAGUGGCCAGGCACGCAGCCCGAAAAGGAAGAGCUGCAAAAGGUGAGGAGCCGACUCGCAAAACGAUGGCGGCAAACUGAUAUCCUGCUCCCUUCUUGUGCUGCUACAGAUUCACGCCGAGCUCAAGGCAAAGUUCGAUCAAUUGCCCAAGCUCUAA